CGCGGCAUUUCACGACAUCCCGUAAAGAACCGAAGAACACCCCGAGAUCAUCACAGCAGCGGGACCAAAGCCUGCGCAAUGUUCGGUGCAGGCGAUGAAGACGACACCGACUUUCUCUCGCCUAGCGGUGGCACCAGAUUGGCUUCUCUCUUUGGACUGGAUCAGGCAGCUGCUGGCCAUGGAAAUGAAUUCUUCCAAUACACAGCCCCAAAGCAGCCUAAGAAAGGCCAGGGAACAGCAGCAACAGGAAAUCAGGCAACACCAAAAGCAGCACCCACCACCACAGGCACUCCCACCAUACUGUUUGCAGCAGUAGUCCAUGCAUAUCGAUGCGUAAAUGGUCAAUACAUAAAGCAGGGCAAGUUUGGUGCUGCAGUCCUGGGGGACCACACAGCCAGAGAGUAUAAGAUUCUUCUUUAUAUCAGUCAACAGCAGCGAGUUACUGUUGCCAGAAUUCAUCCGAACUUUGAGCUAAUGGUUCGGCCCAAUAACUAUAGCACCUUUUAUGAUGACCAGAGACAAAACUGGUCCAUCAUGUUUGAGUCAGAAAAGGCUGCUGUGGAGUUCAAUAAACAGGUGUGCAUUGCCAAGUGCAACAGCACCUCUUCCCUGGAUGCAGUGCUCUCGCAGGACCUCAUUGUAGCAGAGGGUCCUGCUGUAGAAGUUGGAGAUUCCUUGGAAGUGGCCUAUACUGGCUGGCUCUUGCAGAAUCAUGCGCUGGGCCAGGUUUUUGACUCCACUGCUAACAAGGAUAAGCUGCUUCGCUUGAAAUUAGGAUCAGGGAAAGUCAUCAAGAGCUGGGAAGAUGGAAUGCUGGGCAUGAAAAAAGGAGGGAAGCGGUUGCUUAUCAUCCCUCCAGCCUGUGCUGCUGGCUCUGAAGGGGUAAUAGGAUGGACUCCAUCAACAGACUCUAUCCUCGUGUUCGAGGUGGAGAUUACGCGGGUCAAAUUUGCCAGAGAUUCCGGCUCUGAUGGGCACAGUGUUAGUUCCCGGGAUUCGGCGGCUCCUUCUCCCAUACCUGGUGCUGACAGCCUCUCUGCUGAUCCUAUUGUGUCAACACCCACGUCGGCGCCUUUCAAAUCAGGGGAGCCAGCUCUUCGUGCCAAAUCUAACUCCCUCAGCGAGCAGCUUUCUAUGAACACAAAUCCUGAUACAGUCAAGGCCAAGUUGAUCUCUCGGAUGGCUAAAAUGGGCCAGCCCAUGCUCCCCAUCCUUCCACCACAGCUGGAUUCCAAUGAUUCAGAAAUUGAAGAUGUGAAUGCUCUGCGAGGAGCCGGGCAGCCCAUGGCACCUCCAUCUAUCCAGCCCUCUCUUCAGCCAGCCCAUCCAGUGCUACCACCGAUGACCUCACAAGCACCUCAGUCGUCUGUUUCUGGGCUCCAAGCACCCUCUGCUGCCUUAAUGCAAGUUGCGCCUCUCGAUUCCCACUCAGCUGUAUCUGGAAAUGCCCAGUCCUUUCAGCCCUAUGCAGGUAUGCAGGCCUACGCCUAUCCCCAGGCAUCAGCCGUCACCUCCCAGCUGCAGCCCGUUCGGCCCUUGUACCCAGCGCCACUCUCUCAGGCUCCCCAUUUUCAAGGAUCAGGUGACAUGGCUUCAUUUCUCAUGACUGAAGCCCGGCAACAUAACACUGAAAUUCGAAUGGCAGUCAGCAAAGUGGCUGAUAAAAUGGAUCAUCUCAUGACUAAGGUUGAUGAGUUACAGAAGCGUAGUGCUGGCAAUUCCCUGCUCAUUCCCAGCAUGUCAGUCACAAUGGAAACAAGCAUGAUUAUGAGCAACAUCCAACGAAUUGUUCAGGAGAACGAAAGAUUGAAGCAAGAGAUCUUUGAAAAGAGCAGUCGGAUAGAAGAACAGAACGACAAGAUUAGUGAACUGAUUGAACGAAAUCAGAGAUAUGUUGAGCAGAGUAACCUGAUGAUGGAGAAGAGGAACAACUCACUUCAAACAGCCACAGAAAACACACAGGCAAGAGUAUUGCAUGCUGAGCAGGAGAAGGCCAAGGUGACAGAAGAGUUAGCAGCAGCCACCGCACAGGUCUCUCAUCUGCAGCUGAAAAUGACUGCUCACCAAAAGAGGGAAACCGAGCUGCAGCUGCAGCUGACCAACAGCUUGAAGGAGACAGACCUCCUCCGGGGCCAGCUUGCCAAACUGCAGGCAGAGCUCUCGGAGCUCCAAGAAACCUCUGAGCAAGCACAGUCCAAAUUCAAGAGUGAAAAGCAAAGCCGGAGACAGCUGGAACUUAAGAUGACGUCCCUGGAGGAGGAGCUGACUGACCUUCGAGCUGAGAAGGAGUCUCUGGAGAAGAACCUCUCAGAAAGGAAAAAGAAGUCAGCUCAAGAGCGCUGUCAGGCUGAAGAGGAGAUAGACGAAAUUCGCAAGUCCUACCAGGAGGAAUUGGACAAACUUCGACAGCUCUUGAAAAAGGCUCGGGUGUCCACAGACCAGGCCACCGCAGAGCAGCUGUCUCUAGUACAGGCUGAGCUACAGACCCAGUGGGAAGCGAAGUGUGAACAUCUGUUGGCCUCCGCCAAGGAUGAACACCUGCAGCAGUACCAGGAGGUGUGUGCGCAGAGAGAUGCCAACCAGCAGAAGCUGCUCCAGCUGCAGGAAAAGUGCUCAGCCCUCCAGGCCCAAGUCACAGCCCUGACAGAGCAAAACGAACACCACCUCAGGGACCUGGAGAAGAACAAGUCCCAGAUGUCUGGGGUUAAAGCUGCUGCUUCUGACCCCUCAGAGAAGGUCAAGAAGAUCAUGAACCAGGUAUUCCAUGACUUGCGGGGAGAGUUUGAACUGGAGGAAUCUUACGAUGGCAGGACCAUUCUGGGAACCAUCAUGCAUACAAUCAAGAUGGUGACUCUUCAGCUGUUAAACCAGCACGAGCGAGAGAAGGGAGAGAGCAGCCAUGAAGAAGAGGAAGGAGGAGAGGAGCGGCCUCCAGGACCUUCCCAGGAGCAGUCAGUCUCAGCCAGCUCUGGACUGUCUCAAGCAGCCCUGAAUAGGGAGAGGCGGGAGUCCUCCAUGGGGUCGUCAGAGCAUGCAGUCGAGGAAGCGCUCCCAUUGCCUCCUCAGGCCCUCUCCUGUCCCCAGGAUGAAAUACAGAGAAGAGAAGUGGAGCCCUCAGAAGCAGAGGCGCUCUCGGAGAUGAAGGGUGAUUCCCUCCCACCGGAACUGGCUUGCAUCCCCUCCCAAAGAGCUCUGGGGCCCCCGACUUCAAUUCCCCCGAAGCCUCCGGGCCCUGUAACUGUGGACUCUGAGUGUGAGGAAACACUUGCUGCCAGCCCAUUGGGAAAUCCCUGUGUUGGGGAGCAAGAAAGCUCCCCGAGACUGUCCCUGACUUCAGACCCCGAGAAGGGGAACCCACUGGCCUUAGGGCCUGAAAGUCCAGGAGGAGAGCCUCAGCCUCCAGAACUCAAGAAAGAGGAGGCUGUCACUAGCUCCGCUGGUCCCUCCAAGGAGUUAUCGAACCCAGAGGCAGGUUCUCCAGCUGCAGGAGCAGCCCCCUGUACCCAGCAUUCCAGUCUCUCUGGGGAUGAAGACGAUGAACUGUUUAAAGGGGCAACUCUGAAAGUUCUGAGACCCAAAGCACAGCCCGAGGAGGAGGAUGAAGACGAGGUGAGCAUGAAGGGACGCCCGCCCCCAACACCCCUUUUUGGAGAUGAUGAUGAUGACGAUGACAUUGACUGGCUGGGAUGAAGACCCAGGAAACUGGUGCAAAGGCUUCUCUACCACCCCUUCCCUAAGCAUGAUUUUGCACAGCCAGCCCUGGGUCUAGACGAGCCCCAGGGUGAGGUGAAGGUGAGCAUUCUGAGGACAGGAGUUCAGAUAUCUGAGUUAGCCAGCUUUGGAGCCCCCGCCCGGCCGAGUGAAGAGGACGAUGAGCCUGUCUUCAGAACGCUGGGCUUGUCAUUUCAGCAGGCGACCGCGGUCCCACCUCAAUUUGGAGGAAGGGCUGGUAGGUUCCCCUCCAGCUGGCCACCUACAAGAGUCUGCCCUCCUCCAAGCGUUUUUUUUUCCACUAACUCUCAGACUGAUCUGCCUCCCAGUGCUCAACUCUGCCCCAGCAGCAGGACCUGUCACCUGGGGUGAGGUGUCCCUGGUGGAACCAAGGAUGGAUUAUACCAUCUGAACCCCGGUUCAGUUAACAGCCUUGCCUGCAAUCCUGGGACAUGUAUCUUUUCUUUGCCUUAAAUCUGAUACAAGAGGUCAAUGAAUAUUUGAAAUUAACUAAAAUAAAUGUCUUUAUUGACACUUGGCUCAA
This is a messenger RNA of Equus caballus (horse), 4255 nucleotides long. It is a transcript of the gene FKBP15, whose product is annotated as FKBP prolyl isomerase family member 15. Lineage: Eukaryota; Metazoa; Chordata; Mammalia; Perissodactyla; Equidae. The record is from RefSeq and is a predicted model, not a curated record. Gene Ontology annotation, molecular function: peptidyl-prolyl cis-trans isomerase activity. Gene Ontology annotation, cellular component: growth cone.